Molecule: messenger RNA, 1600 nt
Organism: Cokeromyces recurvatus
Lineage: Eukaryota; Fungi; Mucoromycota; Mucoromycetes; Mucorales; Mucoraceae
Product: S-adenosyl-L-methionine-dependent methyltransferase
Exons: 9
Coding region: 72-1355 (427 amino acids)
Biological process (GO): mitochondrial respiratory chain complex I assembly
Cellular component (GO): mitochondrion
Molecular function (GO): protein-arginine omega-N symmetric methyltransferase activity
Source: RefSeq, a predicted model, not a curated record
UAGUAAAUACUAUAAUAGUAAUCUUUCUUUCUCUUCAACCCCCUUCCCCCGCAUUUUUUUUUUAAUUAUAAAUGUUUCGUAUCUUGUCUUUUUCCAUAAAUAAGUCAUGCAUUCGUCUUUAUAGUUCGAGUUGUCAAAAAGAGCCAUUGACCCCAUUAGGGAAACAUCUCCUUGAUUCCAUCAAGUUGACAGGCCCAUUAUCAGUUUCACAUUUCAUGAGGCAAGUCCUUGUAAAUCCUUUGAGUGGCUAUUACAUGAAGGGUGAUGUCUUUGGAAAAAAAGGUGACUUUAUAACUUCUCCAGAAAUUAGUCAAAUAUUUGGUGAGCUUUGUGCAGUUUGGUAUUUAUCAGAAUGGAUGAGACUAGGACGACCUUCAAAAACACAAAUUAUUGAAUUUGGACCUGGUAGAGGCACGUUGAUGAGUGAUAUGUUAAGAACAUUGUCUCAGUUCAAUUAUUUUUAUGAAACUCUGACAGAUAUUCACUUAAUUGAAGCAAGUCCUGAACUUCGAAAAAUUCAAAGAGAAAGAUUAGUGAAAGGAUCUAAGGAUGAAGAUGUAGUGAGGAUUAAAGGCACAAAAGAUAAAGCACCAGUUGAGACAAUUACAAAGGAUGGGUUGAAGAUAUCAUGGCAUGAUGGUAUCGAAGUUGUACCAGAUCAAUGGUCAUUUGUGAUGGCUCAUGAAUUUUUUGACGCACUUCCAGUUCACCUAUUUGAGAAAACUGAAUCAGAAUGGAGAGAAAUCCUUGUUGAUAUAGACGACACCAGUGAAAGUAAAUAUAAUUUUAAACCUAUUAAAUCGCCAAAGCCUACAGGAAUAGUUAAACUAUUAGAGAAUGACCGAUAUGCUAAUUUUAAGGAAGGAGAACGAGUUGAGAUAUCUCCUGAUAGCUGGGGCGUCAUGGAUAAAGUUGCUAAAUAUUUGAAUCGUAAUGGUGGAACUGGAUUAGUUAUUGAUUAUGGACAAGACUAUGUUCAAGGUGAUACGUUAAGAGCUAUUAAAAAUCAUAAAAUUGUUUAUCCCUGGAGUGAUCCAGGAAAUGCUGAUCUUAGUGCUGAUGUUGACUUUUCGUUUUUAAAAGAAGCUAUUCGAACAGGCUCAGAUCUUAUUGCCUAUGGUCCUAUUACACAAAAGGAUUUCUUACAAUCUUUGGGAAUUGCAAAUAGAGUAGAGAGUCUAUUUAGAAAAGCAAAAGAUAGUAGAACAAGAAAAACAAUAUUAGAUGGUGCAGAGAGAUUAGUAGAUCCAAAUGAAAUGGGAAGAAUAUAUAAAGUAUUAGCAUUUGCAAAGGAAGAAAAUAAGCUAGAAACGACUCAAGCGCCUAUUGGGUUUGAAAAAGAAAACAUGAAGUAACUUUAUGUAAUACAAUAAAAUAGAUUAAUACAUUUAGAGAUGAGAAAAGUCAUUUAAUAAUAUUAAUUAUAUACAAAAGACUUGAAGAAACUUUAUGAUUUGAUUAUUAUUGAAUGAGCAACAAUACAUGAUGAUCAAGUUAUUUGUUAAAAAUUAGUAGUAGUGUUUUUUAGACUAGUUGGGCACGCUGUUACACUGCAUAUAAGUCACAAAUUAAGGAGAAAAAAAAAAAGAUUAUUUUUUUU